GUGCUGGAAAUGCUGGCUAUGGUAUUGUUACCGCCUUAACACUCAGGAUUUAUCCUAUUCCAAAGAUCGUGACUACUGUACUUUUUUUAAAUCAAUUGGGGAAUAAUUUUCAUCGAAAUUUAACUUUUAUAAUCAAUAUUUCUGCAAAAUCACCAAUACAUGUUCGUGGGAUUUAUCUUGGAUCCGCAAAUGAGUUGCAACCCCUUGUGCAAGAAUAUAUUGAAUUAACGAAACCUACAAGCGUUACAUAUGAAGAAGGUGACUUGUAUAGUAUUAUAAUUAAGAACGCGGAUAGUUCUAAUGUUACUGGUUCUUUUAAAGUGAAGUCUUUUUUUAUUGAUUCAACCGGACUAUCUAAUAAAGGUGCUAAGUAUUUAAUGAGGUUUGUUGAUAGUUUUAAAUGUUCAAUGGCAUUUGAGUUAAUGUUAACUGGUGGCGGAAGAGUUAAUGAUAUUAGACGUAAUGAAACUGCAUUCGUUCACAGGGGCUUUUUAUUUAAUAUAGUACUUAAAGUAACUAUAAGCUCUGAAAAGUGUUUACAAGAUUUGGAAAAUUUUGCCAAACAUUUUCAAAAAAAUUAUGCUAGUUAUGAGAAUUACCAAAAUUUGAUUGAUAAAAAAUUAGAUAAUUGGCAAUGUAGGUAUUAUAGUGAAAACUUUGAAAGACUUGUUGAAGUUAAGCGGAAAUAUGAUCCUUAUAACUUAUUUCAUUGGAAUCAGAGUAUACCUACUAAUACUGAUGUUACAUGUUAUUAA
Molecule: messenger RNA, 755 nt
Organism: Scutellospora calospora
Lineage: Eukaryota; Fungi; Glomeromycota; Glomeromycetes; Diversisporales; Gigasporaceae
Source: the annotation of a GenBank genome assembly